Molecule: messenger RNA, 3472 nt
Organism: Scatophagus argus
Lineage: Eukaryota; Metazoa; Chordata; Actinopteri; Scatophagidae
Exons: 8
Coding region: 868-2409 (513 amino acids)
Molecular function (GO): zinc ion binding
Source: RefSeq, a predicted model, not a curated record
CCUCAUCAUGUUUUAGCUCUUCGCAGUCAGGGGGGAGAUUAGGGUGAUUUGGCUAACGUUAUCAGGGAGACAGGUUGGCCAGUUGUCGGGUGACCCAUGAACCUGCCGUCGGUGUAGUCGUCAGGAAACACAUGCUAACGGUGGUUCUAAUGAAGAGGUGGCCGUUUUAUAGACCCGUGUCAUGUCAAAGGUUGACAGGUGGAGGACUGGAAACCACUGCGGACCAACUGGGACAGCAGCUUUUGUCCCAUGUAAACAACACGGCAACAGGCUGGCAGGUUUCCAGGUUGUCCCGAGGUCGUGGUCUUUAAACCGAGAGUGUUUUCAACAAGCUGAGCAGGAAAACUGAAGUUGUGGUCACAAGGGCUGAAGUGAAACAUGUUUUACUUUCAUUUUACGCUGAACAUGGCGUUAUUCGGAAUUUCCGAGUAUCCCUGAAAGCAGCACCCCCGGCCCCCUCCGACAUCAACCUGCCCAGUAGUUAGCCUUCCGUUUGUCUGUCGCUCAGGUGUCUGUCGACUCGUCCUUUUGUGUCAAGUACCGAAAAUUCCAGAUGAGAAAGUAAAUGACCGAUGACUGGAAUAUUUCACCGGACUCGUAAAACAAACCGGACUGCUUGUCGACACUGUGGGAGCAGAAAAAAUACCGGAGCUAACGGUCGUAACGUUAACAUGUUAGCCGCAGCCCGACAGGUGCACUGCGGCGCUCAGAUUUGAGACGUUAGCCGCAUCCUGAGCGACACCGACGGUGUUUUACAGCUCUGGAAAUCGGACUUUUCAGCUUUCUGGGACUUAAUAAUUGCUCACAUCAUCAGCACAUCCUCCUGUCUCUGACUCAGCCCUCUGACCUCACAGCGUGAAGGCCAGCAUGGCCUCGGCCCAGUCAGAUCAUUCCAGCGUCCUGCAGGAGGAGCUCACCUGCCCAGUGUGCCUGGACUUGUACCGUGACCCCUACUUGCUUCCGUGUGGCCACAACUUCUGCAAGACCUGCUUGGACCGCCUAAAGCGCCAAGCGGAGCGAGGUCGCUUCCGCUGCCCAGAGUGCCGCGACAGCCACCGCUGUGGCGCCAGCUUCCAGAAAAACUUCAAACUAGCCAACAUAGCUGACGACUAUCGUCAUCGGCGCAGAACCACCACUGCAGCUGCCACAGCUUUAAAGUCCAGAGAGCAGCUGUCGUCUUCUGUGGCAGCGCAGCAAGCCAGGAGUGUGUUUGCCGUUCCGUGUGACUACUGCCCCUCAGUUGCCUCCGAAGCAUCCAGUGCCGCUGCAGCCGUGGACGGUUGUUCUGUAGCUUCUAAUUCUCAAGAAGCUGGGGACAAGCAGGAAGCUUCUGCUUCUGCUGCUGCGUCGAUGUUUGCGGUCAAGACGUGUCUGAAGUGUGAGGUGUCGAUGUGCCAGGAGCAUGUAAAACCACAUCUGGAGUUGCCGGCAUUCCGGGAGCAUCUGCUGACAGAGCCAAUGAACGACUUCUGGAAGAGGAAGUGCCCAGAUCACGACGAGAUAUACAGAUAUUACUGCAUGGAUGACAAGGUGUGUGUGUGCAACGCCUGCACCAUAGAAGGAGGACACUUGGGACACACAAUCAAGACCCUGAGAAACACCAUGAAAGAUCUCAAGGCCACGCUGGAUAAGCAGCUGUACAGGGUUGAAAGGAAGUACAGCAUGGCGGAGAGAAAACUGCAGGAGCAGAAGGAGAAGGAGAGGCAGAACAAGAGGUUUUUGGAUGACUCUGAGCAGAACUUGACCAGGCUGGGGGAGGAGAUGAAGGCCAAAGGCGUCCGCUUCAUCGCCAGGUUGCGGGAAUGCACUCGCGCCCAUUGCGACACCAACGGGCCGGCGAUUCAGAAGAACAUCUCCAGGAUCUGCCAGGACCAGGCGCGUCUGCAGGAAGUCCGCUGCGGCAUCGAAAGCCUCAUGCAGGAAAAUGAUCCUUUCCGCUUCAUCGAGGCAUACAAGACAACAGGAAAGCAGUGCCGCAGGCAGCUAAGAAAAAACUUGUUCUACCCAGAAUACGUCGACAUGGAGACGGAGCUUCUCGGGGGGAUGAUGGAAGUGGAAAUGAGAAAAUUCCUCGAUGAGGAACUGCAGUGUCACAUCAUCGCUUCCAUCAGUAACUUAUGUCAUCUCUCAGAUCUGGAGGAGGAGGAGCAGGAGGAGAAUGAGGAAGAGGCCGUGGAGGAAGAGGAGGAGGAGGAUGACGAUGAUGACGACGACCUUGACGACAGCAGCGUGGAGGAAAUGCGGAGUGAGGGGGAGGAGGAAGAUGAGGAGGAGGAGGAGGAGGAGGAGGAUGAAGGGCACGACCACAGUGAACUGGCUGAUGAUCUUUACAGCCCGGAGGAGGAAGAGGAAGAAGAUGAAGACGACGAUGAUGGAGAGGAGGAGGACGACGAAGAGAGGGGGGUUUAACCCUUGAUUAUUGAAGCACUGAUGUUUGCGUGCAGGAGAUGCCUCAGAUGUUAAGCUUUUAACAUCUGUGUUACUGUUGCUACCAUCUUCUCUUUGAAUGUCCCACGUGCGGUUCAGCGACCACAGUUUGCCUCAAAACCCGCUGCAGCAGUCUGAGAUGACACCCUGGAUGUUAACACAGCUGUGAUUCAGAUGGAAUUAAACGCAACUGAGCACUGAGAGUCUGCCAAUGUGAAUAUUCUGCUUAAGCCGUGUUGCAUUCUGCUAAACCUGACUAAGGGGCUUUAUGUCAGGAGAUACACAUGUGUGAUAUGUACAGUGACUGAAUUUGGCAAACCUCUGCAUGUCUGUGAUGCUGGAUUUUACAAAAUGCCUCAGCAGUGACAGAUUGUCAGAAUUUGUUUCGAGGGCUUUCACCAGAUCUUUUCUUGAAUACGACAGGUGCUGAGCGGAGAGGAACUUCCAAAAGCUCCUGAAAUUAUCUUAAAAAACUCUUAAAUUUUCCAUGCAUUGAUAAAAAAAAAUGUUUGAAUUCCCUGAGUUUCCCAGCUGACCUUCACUGUUCUUGCAAACAGCCCAGUGUUUUGGCCUCACGUUCGACCUGAAGGAAAGCGAACGAGUGACGUGAAUGAGAUGUGCGUGUGUGUGCGUUGUUUCGGUUGUUUCAUUCAUGCAAGAGUUAAAACAUUGCAAAGCCAAAGAGUAAGAAUGUGUGUGUGUUCUUCAAAGAAUUUGUUUGCUUGGCAUGACAUCAGUAAAAAAAAAAAAAAAAUGCAGUGAGUUAACUGAACAGUUUACUUAUGUGACAGGAUGACUUUGUUGACUUUAAUAAUUGUGCUUGAAAAGUAAUUAAUGCAUUGUUAAAAAAAGUAAAACUGAACAGCUCAUACAUUAUUCUCAGUUUCAGGUAAUGAGGUUCUUUGCACUUUAAUACAAACAUAUAUGUAUAUAUGCUAUGUUAGACCUGAGGUAUUUGAAUGCGAAAAGUUGAUUUUUGAUACGAGUGAUUUUGUGAAGGGUCAAACUGAACUAAUUAUUAUAUAUUAAAGCCUGUUGAAAUAUG